Molecule: messenger RNA, 935 nt
Organism: Meriones unguiculatus (Mongolian gerbil)
Lineage: Eukaryota; Metazoa; Chordata; Mammalia; Rodentia; Muridae
Gene: Ccdc107
Product: coiled-coil domain containing 107
Exons: 6
Coding region: 16-906 (296 amino acids)
Source: RefSeq, a predicted model, not a curated record
GGCUGGGCGUGGCUUAUGCAAAUAUGGCCUCGCCCCCCGUGUGGCCACCCUAGGCGACCGGGCGCGGGAGCCCUGCGGCCGCGCGCGCGUGCGCACUCCGGCGGGAGGCCUUCCCGGUGGCUCAGGCAUGGCCGGCGUGGGCCGGGCGGCGAGCGUGCUGGGGCUGCUGCUGGUGUCCGCGCUGUUGGGAGUCCUCGGAGAGCGUCCUGUCCCCGACCUGGGGGCACACCCAGAACGCCGCUCCCAGGGCCGUCCCGGGGCCGCCGAGCCUCGGCCGCCGCCCCGGGACCAGCGCGAGCGGGCCGGGCCUGGAUCGCUGCCUGUGGGUGCGCUGUACACCGCGGCCGUCGUGGCUUUCGUGCUGUACAAGUGUUUGCAGGUGCGCUGUGGCUGUGGGCUGGGGGAGCCCUGUGCCUCCGUCUCCUGGGGUCCUACGGUGCCGAGAACAAGACACCCCUUCCCGGCUACCCGGCCCAGAUGAGGCGGCCACUCUCCAAGAGGAAAAAAACAAGAAGAAAUCCUUGCAGUCAGCUGGUACAGCUGACACAGCAGCUGGCCCAGACGGAACAGCACCUGAACAAUCUGAUGACCCAGCUGGAUCCCCUUUUUGAGCGAGUGACCACGCUGGUUGGAGCCCAGCGGGAACUCCUAAACACGAAGCUAAAGACCAUCCACCAGCUUCUACAAGACUGCAAGCCUGGCCCAGGGGUGGAACUUCCAGAACCAGAGGCCAGCGUACCCUCUCCUGAGGACCAAGAAGCUGGAAACAGUCAGGCUUGGGAGGAGCCCAUAAACUGGAGCCCAGAGACCUGGAACCUAGCUCCCUCGUGGGAGGUGGAGCAGGGGCUGCGGAGAAGGUGGCACAAGGCUGUGGCAAAGGCCCAGCAGCAAGGGGAACAGCACUGAAGGUUUAGUAAAACAAAGCUUGUACUGGG